Molecule: messenger RNA, 2497 nt
Organism: Sorghum bicolor (sorghum)
Lineage: Eukaryota; Viridiplantae; Streptophyta; Magnoliopsida; Poales; Poaceae
Exons: 7
Coding region: 518-2026 (502 amino acids)
Source: RefSeq, a predicted model, not a curated record
CACAACACAACACAUUUUCUCUCUUUCAUCUGGUCCCUUUCUUUAAUUUUUAUUCGCUCGUUGUGCGACUACACGCGAGGCCACACUCUAUCCAGCCCCACUGUCUCCUCACCAGCCCCGCCAAGCCCCCGACCCCGAUCCUCUUGAUGGCGAUGACGAUGCAGCGGAGACAGAAACGGUGAGGCGUCGCCCACGGUAACCCAGCUCUCCCUUCUGCUUCUACUAUCUCUUGACAGAGGCCGGCCGAGGAAUGUGGAGAGUUGAGAACCCAAAUUUCCGCAUUCGAAUCCACCGUCAUCAAUUCGGCAUUUCUUGCCCCAGCCUAGCUACCAACCAACUAUAGCGCACACACACAGCACGGAGAUGUCUUGACCUCGGAGUCGGAGAGAGCUCCACCUCAACCUCCGCUCCUUCCCCCACGCUACGCGGCUGUAUUUAUAGCGAGCGUCCUGGCCUCUCUUCUCCUGCUCGCUCCUGGGGAGGGAAGAAGAAGAGGAAGAGGACAAGCACUACGCCAAUGCGCGAGCAAACCGACAGCUCCAGAGGAGGAGGAAGAAGAAGAAGAACAAGAGGUGGGAUACAGACAACGAGGAGAACGACGAGCACCGACCGCGACCGCGACGCCAUCACCCCCUCCUCCACCUCGUGCUACAAAGCAAUAAUCAUCCGAGGUCGGCCCAUGGCUGCUGCUGCUUCUUCUUCUUCUACUACUAGUUGCAGCCGCGGCCGAACGCUCCCAAUCAUUGCCUCCCUUGUCCCCUUCCUCCUCCUCGUCGUCGCCUCGUGCCCGGCCGCCCUGGCCUCCGCCACGCACGGACACGGCGGCGGCGGCAGGAAGCAUGCCGCGGUGCGGGCGAAUCACCAGGCGGUGUUCCGUGCCGGGGACGAGCGGGAGGCGUACAGGAGGAUCAUGGCGCGCAUGGCCAGGAUGGCCAAGGAUUCCAACAUGACAAUCCAGAGCCCCGACGGCGACGUCAUCCACUGCGUGCCGGCGCACCUGCAGCCGGCGUUCGACCACCCCAUGCUCAGAGGCCAGAAGCCCGAGGACGAGCCCGUGGAGAGGCCCAUGCCCAAGAGCGGCGCUGCCGAGGAAGAGGAGGAGGAGGCCGGCGUGUUCCCGCAGGCGUGGAGCGACGGCGGCAAGCGGUGCCCGGCGGGGACGGUGCCGAUACGGCGGACGACGAAGCGCGACGUGCUGCGGACUAGCUCCGCCCGCCGGUUCGGGAUGAAGGCCCGGGCCAGCAGCAACGCCCGCCGCGACUCCACCAGCAGCGGGCACGAGCACGCGGUGGGGUACGUGACGGGGGACCAGUUCUACGGCGCCAAGGCCAGCCUGAACGUGUGGUCGGCCAAGGUGGCGUCGGCGGCGGAGUUCAGCCUCUCCCAGAUCUGGGUCAUCUCCGGCUCCUUCGGCAACGACCUCAACACCAUUGAGGCCGGAUGGCAGGUGAGCCCUGAACUGUAUGGAGAUAGCAACCCGAGGUUCUUCACAUACUGGACGACGGAUGCAUACCAGGAGACUGGAUGCUACAACCUGCACUGCUCCGGCUUCGUCCAGACCAACAACCGGAUCGCCAUUGGAGCUGCCAUCUCGCCGACCUCCGUUUACAACGGCCGGCAGUUCGACAUCAGCCUGCUCAUAUGGAAGGACCCACACCGGGGGAACUGGUGGCUGCAGCUGGGGUCAGGUCCGCUGGUGGGGUACUGGCCGUCGCUGCUGUUCACGCACCUGGGCGGGCACGCCAACAUGGUGCAGUUCGGCGGCGAGGUGGUGAACUCGCGCCCGUCGGGGUCGCACACGCCGACGCAGAUGGGGAGCGGCCACUUCCCCCGCGAGGGCUUCAACCGCGCCGCCUACUUCCGCAACGUGCAGGUGGUGGACGGCGACAACAGCCUCGUCCCCGCCGCCGCGCUCCGCCUCGUCGCCGACCACCCCGGAUGCUACGACAUCCAGGGCGCGUACAACCGCGCCUGGGGCAACUACUUCUACUACGGAGGGCCCGGCAGGAACGUGCACUGCCCGUGAUGCAUCCAUGGCCGGCGACCAUGCAUGCGUCGUCGUCAUGCAUGGCAUGCUGAACUGACGAUGAAGAAGAAAGCAGAUACGUGCACAGAUACAUACAGAGAUCGAUCACCACCGUGCGGCCGUGCCGGAGGAUGAUCUAGUUGGAUCGCCGCCGCUCUCAUCAACCGGAUAUAUGGAUCGUAUAGCAACGGUGUUAGUUAUAGCUAGAGCUAGGUCUAUUAAUUAUUAGUAGUCCCUCGUUGGUUACUGCAUGCUAAUGAGUUUUGAGCCCAGCUGCGUACACGCGCGCGACCGGGCCGGUAGCAGAGGCAAAAAGGUUUCGAUUUGAUGUAUGUGAUGAGGCUUUCCUUUCAUUUGGUCUGAUUUUUUUUCUCGAGUUAUAUGUAUACAUGAAGAAAUCCACAUAGAGUGUUUUGAUCACCAUGUAUGUGAUGACUGAUGAGUAAGCGUUUCUUUGGGUACCAUGGCUAA